GGAAGUUCUUUCUGCGGAUGCUCGCCGCGUUUGUGUUGUUGGGUGCUCUUGGAUGUGGUUCGGAGUUUAGCUAUUUAGUUGAAAAGGCAACGGUUGUAUCGACAUAUUCAUUCGAAAGUAACGUUUUGAUUUGAAAUUGAGUAAAAAGAAAUGAUAGAACAGAAGAAGAGGAAGGGAGUAGGGCCAACGGAGAUGGCUCUGGUUCCGACGAACAAGAGACCAAGAAAUGAGCUGGUGGCCGCGGCUCAGUCCCAGCAGCUCAUGCAGAUGGGCCCCCCACGAAGUUCCAGUUUGCAGGCUCCUAUCAUGCUUCUCAGUGGCCAUGAGGGAGAGGUCUACUGCUGCAAGUUUCACCCCAAUGGGGCCACGCUGGCAUCCGCAGGCUACGACAGGCUGAUCUUGCUAUGGAGUGUUUAUGGGGAUUGUGACAAUUACGCCACUCUGAAAGGCCACAGUGGAGCCGUCAUGGAGUUGCAUUAUAACACAGAUGGCAGCUUGCUCUUCUCAGCCUCCACAGACAAGACAGUGGCCGUGUGGGACAGCGAGACAGGGGAGCGGAUCAAGAGGCUGAAAGGGCACACGUCGUUCGUGAACUCCUGUUACCCAGCCAGACGAGGGCCGCAGGUGGUCUGCACAGGCAGCGAUGAUGGCACAGUUAAACUUUGGGACAUUCGGAAGAAGGCAGCUGUGCACACCUUCCAGAACACGUACCAGGUCCUGGCUGUCACCUUCAAUGACACCAGCGACCAGAUCAUCUCAGGAGGGAUUGACAAUGACAUUAAGGUGUGGGACCUGCGGCAGAACAAGCUGAUAUACACCAUGCAGGGACACGGGGACUCUCUGACUGGCCUGAGCCUCAGCUCGGAAGGCUCCUACCUGCUCUCCAACUCCAUGGACAACACAGUUCGAGUCUGGGAUGUCCGCCCAUUCGCACCAAAGGAAAGGUGUGUGAAAAUAUUCCAAGGAAAUGUUCAUAACUUUGAAAAGAAUCUUUUGAGGUGCUCAUGGUCCGCUGAUGGAAGCAAGAUUGCCGCAGGCUCAGCAGACAGGUUUGUGUAUGUGUGGGACACCACUUCCCGGAGAAUCCUGUACAAGCUGCCUGGCCAUGCUGGCUCUGUCAACGAAGUGGUCUUCCACCCCGAGGAGCCCGUUGUUCUUUCAGGGUCAAGUGACAAGCGGCUGUACAUGGGAGAGAUCCAGUAGAGGACGCAGGGAAAUCAACACCUUGUUUCUGCUUUGGAGUCAAACCACUCAACCUCAUUGAAUAACUUGGCCAGGCAUGUCUCUAGUGCUGUCCUGGGAUAUGUGCUUUCUACAAUCAAGCCACAUGGCUUAUAUCAUGCCAGCAAAACGGUCUUUAGACUGGCUUCGCUGGAAUUGACACCUCCUGCACAGUCAUGAGGAUAAUCCAAACAGAAGUUGACCCCUUUUGUAAAAUAAUUUCUUUUGUGAAGGCUGCCACAGAGCGCGUAAGAAAUUUGUAUGAUUUUCCCCGAAAGUAUUUUAAGAGGUGUUUUAAACAACAGCCUGUAAUAAUGGGCAGGCAGGAUUCCGGAUUCCAUAACUUGAAUGAUAGCAGUCUUUAAUCACAUGAACAGUCUAUUCCAGCAUUAUAAAGUGGAAGAGAUUGAAAAACUAUUUUUACUGUCAUAUGCCUUACAGUUAGGUGGCAUGUGAUGUGAGUUAACUGGAACAGAGUGUUGCAUGGUUUCGUUCAAGCUGUCUGAAGGUGGCUCCAAUUAAUUCUCCACUGUGUACGUUGUGACUACCAAUGUUUCCUGUCGAUACGUAAACACUGUCAAACUGUAUUUUAUGUGAAAUGACAGUCAUUUCAAUUUAAAAAAUUAAAAGAAUGGAAUUCAAGUGAAAAAAA
This is a messenger RNA of Lepisosteus oculatus (spotted gar), 1873 nucleotides long. It is a transcript of the gene snrnp40, whose product is annotated as small nuclear ribonucleoprotein 40 (U5). The record is from RefSeq and is a predicted model, not a curated record. NCBI's taxonomy places the organism in Eukaryota, Metazoa, Chordata, Actinopteri, Semionotiformes, Lepisosteidae. Gene Ontology annotation, molecular function: protein binding; RNA binding. Gene Ontology annotation, cellular component: catalytic step 2 spliceosome.